CCGUUCACGAUUUACGUUUCCUCUCCUUUGCAGACUGGUGGUUUGAACUUGAUCCAUUCGUGAACAUGCCUUCUUUCCGACUUCAUAUUCCAAAAGACCGAAGGAUCUGUGCAAUUUACCAACCCACCUUUGGCAUGGUGCACACCUCUUGCUCAGACUCCUCAGAGAAUCUGGUGACACUUUGCGAAGCUGGCCUUUUCCCGACUCCCCCAUUUCGCAUACAACCAAGGAUCUUCACUCCAUCUUUGGACAACAAGGGACGUGCUCUGAUUGGCUACUGCUGUGAUAACCCUGACGAUCAAGUGAUGGACCCUUCAUCAGGACUGGAGCCACGAUGCGCUAAAGCUUGCAAUAAUAUCAGAAAGAUUAAAAAACAGUUCAUAAAUAAUGAAUGACAAAUCAAAUGGAUAAAUCAAGAGGUCAUACCCGUAAGCCAGACAACAUUUUUCAGUACUCAUGAUACUCGGGCGUUAGCACAAGUGGAACUAAUAAGAUAAUGUUUAAAAUUUGAUUUAUUCAGUUCAAUUAACACUACAUAAUGGAAAAGCAAAGACUGUUCGGAGACCGAUACACAUUGGCCCGUAUUCUGAAGUCAGGUUUAACUUAGACCAUGGUCUAACUGUGCUAAAAUUUAA
Lytechinus variegatus (green sea urchin) is the source of this 635-nucleotide messenger RNA. RefSeq lists its product as uncharacterized. Bases 66 to 395 code for a protein of 109 amino acids. The record is from RefSeq and is a predicted model, not a curated record. NCBI's taxonomy places the organism in Eukaryota, Metazoa, Echinodermata, Echinoidea, Temnopleuroida, Toxopneustidae. The transcript is spliced from 2 exons.